Molecule: messenger RNA, 260 nt
Organism: Gryllus bimaculatus (two-spotted cricket)
Lineage: Eukaryota; Metazoa; Arthropoda; Insecta; Orthoptera; Gryllidae
Source: the annotation of a GenBank genome assembly
CAGAUAAAUACGAUGACUCGACAGCAGCAACAACAGGCAGAGGAAACGAAACGUCAAGCAGAAGAACUAAAUGCUAUUCAGCAGCGCCUUAGUCGUGUUACUCAAGAACUAGGAGAAUCAAAAAUGUUAUGUAACAAAAAGAAUGAAGAGUUGGCGAAGAUUACAGAGGAUUUGGGAGCUAAGGAAGCAAUGUUGACUGAUGCUAGAAACAAAGAAUUCCAGGGAAAUGGUAUAACGAACGUUGAUUAAAUAAAAAUUUC